Insectozyma verbasci is the source of this 405-nucleotide messenger RNA. The record is from the annotation of a GenBank genome assembly. NCBI's taxonomy places the organism in Eukaryota, Fungi, Ascomycota, Pichiomycetes, Serinales, Debaryomycetaceae.
AUGUCAACUGAAACAAAUAAUAAUAAUACUAUAGAUGAUGUUAUAGAAGAUCAAAAAGAAGAAGAUCAAAAAGAAGAAACAUUAGAUUUAGAUAAAAUUAAAUUAUUACCUGGAUCAUCAGAAGAUGGUACAUCAGCAAGUUUUCAAAUUUUAGAAGAAGAUCAUACUUUGGGAAAUGCCCUUAGAUAUAUAAUUAUGAAAAAUCCAGAAGUUGAAUUUUGUGGAUAUAGUAUACCUCAUCCAAGUGAAAAUAAAUUAAAUAUUAGAAUUCAAACAUAUGGAAAUAUAAGUGCUGUUGAAGCUUUACAUCAGGGUUUAGAUAAUUUAUGUGAAUUAUGUUGUGUAAUUGAGGAUAAAUUUGCUGAAAAAUUAAAAGAAGGUAACUAUUCAAAUAUAGAUCCAUAA